Tarenaya hassleriana is the source of this 2917-nucleotide messenger RNA. RefSeq names its product F-box protein SKIP14-like. The record is from RefSeq and is a predicted model, not a curated record. The transcript is spliced from 2 exons. NCBI's taxonomy places the organism in Eukaryota, Viridiplantae, Streptophyta, Magnoliopsida, Brassicales, Cleomaceae. The coding region runs from base 765 to 2183 and encodes 472 amino acids. Gene Ontology annotation, cellular component: cytoplasm. Gene Ontology annotation, molecular function: protein binding.
AUUGUCUCUCGUUUCUCGCACAUUUCUCUCUCUCGCGGACUCGGUCGACGGAGACGCCCACCCUCGUUCUCUCUCGUAUCGGCUCUCGAAUCGAAUCCCUUCUCCAGGAGGAAAACGUGGAAAGGAAAAUUCGGAGACUCUUGCUUUGUCUUCUUCGAAAGUGGGUUGUCGAGGAAUCUUCAAUUCACUUUAGAGUUUAUCUUCUUGGUCGUUCUCUCGGCGAGGGUUCGAUUUCGAUGCCAAUAGAUUCGUCUAUCGCGUUCUUCUUGGGUGGGUUGUAGAAUUAGGGCCGCAUCGUUUGGAUCUUCCCUGAUCCAGGUUCUCGAUUUCUCCAUUUAAUUCUAUCCCAGUGACUUUUUCCCAUCUUUGUCUGUUAGGUUUAGGUUUAGGUUCAGAUUUCCUGGAAACCCUAGUUUUGAUCGAGGAAGGGUAAACGCAAUAGUGAAAUUUUGAUUGCAUUCUUUUCUGCCCUCCUGAUUUGUUGUUUGUAAUUCUAGCUAGUAUCUAGACAUCGAAGUUCUCCUACGUGCCUAUUUUCAUUGUUUUGCCAUCUGAAAUCAGGAGUUUCCCGCUCAGGAUAGAUCUUCACACGAUCUUCUUCCGUCAUUUUUUUCUCUUCUUCUUUUCUUUCACCCUAGGUAUUCCGUUGAAAAUAACCACAAAAAAAGAAUAGAAUUUUGGGGUUUGUUCUUCAGGAAGGGUUUCUUUGGGUUGGGGGUAUUGAUUCUGUACAGGGAGACUCGGGGUUUUGAGUGUGUAUAGGGAUGGCCUUGAAUUUUUCGCAUAGACCCUUAUUCUCUGCCCAUACUUCUGAGGAAAAUCUGGUUUCGCCGAUGAGGAUUGCUAAUGGGUAUCUGGUUGAGGGCAGGCCAGAGAGGAAUGGGGAUAUAUUUACCAGACCUUGGUGCUCGCUUCAUGAAAAAGGAGAUUGCUUUGAUUAUGCAAGGGGCUGGGGAGAUAGGUGUGGCUCACAGGAUUCAGCUUCUGUUGACAUACUUGAUAUUCUGCCAUCUGAUCCAUUCGGCAUGGAUAUCAGCACUACUUUUACAGCGAUUACUGGUUGGCUGGAGGACUUGGAGGUGGAUUAUACACAGUAUAGGAGGGAUGAGAUUGGGAUAGAUGUUGGAAACUACCAGCUAUUUGCUGGGCUGAAUUUCAUAUGGAACAACGCAAUGAAGUUUCAGGAGUUCUCACAGACCCGGAGCAGGGGGUUUGAUAAUGAAUCUUGUCAUGGUGCCUUUUUAUCUGCUAGCAGUGUGGAUAAUGCGGUUUGCAUUAGUGGUGAAGUUGACAGUAGAAAUGGUCCCUGUGAGGACAACGAAGUCUGCAUGAGUAGAGAAGAUGAAACUCUUCACCCGGCCUUUAAUUAUUCCCUUUCUUAUCUUGGAAUAAAGGAUCUUCUUUCAGUUGGUAUGGUUUGCAAAUCUCUGCAGUCUACUGUCCAAGGUGACCCACUAUUGUGGAAGCAUAUCCACAUUUCUCAGCCAUUGAACGAGAAGAUCACGAAUGAGGUUCUACUGCAAUUAACUGACAGGGCUCAGGGCACCCUGCAUUGCUUGAGCCUCAUAGAGUGCUCAAGGAUCACAGAUGAGGGUCUCAAACAGGUUCUUGAAUCCAAUCCUAAGCUGGUCAAGCUUAGUGUGCCUGGAUGCACAAGGGUCACUGUUGAGGGGGUAUUGAAUAUGUUGAAGGAUUUGAAGUCUGUGGGAAUGCUUGGAGUGAAAAACUUAAGGAUAGGUGGGCUUUAUGGGGUGACCAAGGAUCACUUUGAGGAGUUGGUUCGCUUGUUGGGUAUAGAUGACCGUGUCAAACAGAAUUCUCAGAAUCCACGUUUUUACCACACGGGGGAUUUAUAUUUGACAUGUGACGAGGAUCGCGCGAUAGACAUUGAGAUGUGUCCGAAAUGUCAGAAUUUCAGGCUUGUGUAUGACUGCCCAGCAAAAGGUUGUAAAAUGGAUGGGCAUGACCAAUCUUGCCGUGCUUGUACCCUUUGCAUACAGAGGUGCGUGCAAUGUGGCCGUUGUAUUAAUGACAGUGAAUACGAAGAAACUUUUUGCCUGGAGUAUCUCUGCUCUGAUUGUUUGAACCAGGUUUCUAAGUGCCCGGAUAGGCACAUGGGUAGUAUAACCCCGUCUGGGCCAUCUUCUCCCUGUGAAUCGAAUUGCUCAGUUCUUCAUGGCUAGGAGGGUAGGCUGGAAAUUGCAAGUGUUUUUUGGGUUGAUUUUCUAGUUGGUGUUUUUCUUCAGAAAAUGUUGGGAGUGUCAGCAUACGUGAGCGACUUAUUUGGUUAUCUUCAUACAACAAAGUCAAGAGAAAAAGACACAUGCAUUGCUGUGGAAUGCACUUUACUCAGGAUGAGAAGGUGAAGCGGACUUUUUUCUAUAACUCUACCGAGAAGAGUCUUUUUGUGGUUAAAUGGUUCACUAUCUGAAACCAUUUUAUAGGGUUUUUAUACGCGAUGAUUCAGAUGGGAUCGAUUUGGUAGAACUUGGUGACUGUAACGGGAUGCAAACCCCUUCUCACAUCUCUUGAGAGCUGAUCAUGGUCGUGUCUGUUCAGUCAGGUACCCACCAUGGAUGUCGGAAACUUUGGUGUGGUCAUGGCUUCAGGCCGCCUCUGCUCAGAGGUUCCGAAUGUCCAUUCGGAACUGGUAACAGACAAUUUCUUGCCUGGUUCUCCCUCCUGAGACAGGUAAUGUUCUUCUUCGCCUUUGCGGAUUAUCCGCUCUUCUUUCCAAAGGCGUAAUAUAGACGAAGUCUUCCUCCGGAUUUCAAAUUCUGGUGAUGAUAAAGGAUGGUGAUUUUCAGAGGGCUGUAAGAUCACUGUGUUUUUUUUUUAUCUUGUUUUAUGUAUGAGACGUCGUCGAACGAUAAGAAUAUUUCAGGACCUGAAAUAAAGUUGGUAUCUUUGGUUUGCA